Hibiscus syriacus is the source of this 1410-nucleotide messenger RNA. Its product is annotated as vicilin-like seed storage protein At2g18540. The coding region runs from base 1 to 1410 and encodes 469 amino acids. The transcript has 4 exons. Lineage: Eukaryota; Viridiplantae; Streptophyta; Magnoliopsida; Malvales; Malvaceae. The record is from RefSeq and is a predicted model, not a curated record.
AUGAUACAUGCCAAAACUGAGCAGGAACAGAGGGCUACCCGAGCAGAGGAGGCCUUAAAAACGACAAGGUGGAAAAAUGCUGCUAAUGCCGAGCGGCUUCAGGAAGAAUUUAAAAAACUCUCAGUUGAAAUGGCCGGUAGGUUUGAUGAGAAUGAAAAGACGACCAUGAAAGCAGUUGCAGAAGCGAAUGACCUGGAGAUGCUAAAAAGAAAUCUCGAAGAAAUGCUCCAGGAAGACAAUGAAGAGCUCAGGCUACUUAAAGAUCAGACUGCGACCGAACGAGAAGACCUUACAUACCAAUUGGAUCUCAACGAAAAAGAAAUAGCAGAAAUGUCAAUGGAACUUGAUGAUAAGACUGCACAACUUGAAUAUGCACAAAAGCAAGAGAAGGAAAGGCAGGAAGUUUUCUCAAAAGAAAUUCAAAUUCUCAAGACUGAGAUCGAGAAACUCGAAGAGCAGAGAAGCCAAUUUUCUGAUCUGGCAAAGCAAAGUGAUGAAACCAAAAAAGUGAAGACGUCAAAUGAAAAAACUGAGAUGCUGAUACAAAGAUGGAAUAAAGAAAGAGAUGAAUUGGAGAGAAAAAUUGCUUCAGCAAAGAAGGAAACAGAGAGGGCACAGAAGCAAUUAAUUAGUACAAGGUCUUUGAAGGAUAAAAAGGAGAUGGUGAUCUCAAAUUUACAGUCAGAAAUGGAGAAUAUUAGAGUGGAGUGUAAUGACUUAAAACAUAGAUUGCUCCGAGAAGAAAGGGAGAAAGAAAAACCGAGAAAACAGGUAUCUCAAUUAAAGAAUGACCUACAAAAGAAGGAAGAAGAAGUCAGCUCUAUACAGAAAGAACUCGAAAGUACUGGUGGUCAAGUGGACAUCACUGCGAGGAGCGGCCACUCUGCCGUGGCGCCUCAAGAAUCCAAAGAUAUCACUAGUUUGCAGAAAAAAAUGAGGUUACUUAAGGAACAGAUAAACCUCAUGGAUGCUGCAUUGAAAUCAUCAGCUAAUUCAGCUCCAGAGAAGGGAAGUAAGCUCAGCAACAUGAUUGAAGAGCUGGAAAACAUCAUGGAACAACUCAAAAUAUGCCAUUGCUCUUCUGCAGAUCAGUGUCAAAAGAUUAGCCAUUCGAAGAAGACCACUGCAGAAGGCAAGCCUUCCUCAACAAUAGCAGUACCAGUUGAAAGAUGGAGUUCUUUGACUGAUCAUUAUAUUUUUCCUGCCAAUGAAAACAACAGUGAUGCAAAUAUUGCCAAAUUGCUAAGUGAAAUGGAAGGUCUUAAGGAGAGUAAUAAAUCUAUGGAGCGUGAGCUUAAAGACAUGGAAGAAAGAUAUUCAGAAAUAAGUCUCAAAUUUGCAGUAGUGGAAGGUGAAAGACAGCAACUUGUAAUAACAGUGAGAAACCUUAAGAACGGCAAGAAGAACUAG